Molecule: messenger RNA, 7368 nt
Organism: Anoplopoma fimbria (sablefish)
Lineage: Eukaryota; Metazoa; Chordata; Actinopteri; Perciformes; Anoplopomatidae
Gene: ago3b
Product: argonaute RISC catalytic component 3b
Molecular function (GO): protein binding; RNA binding
Source: RefSeq, a predicted model, not a curated record
UGUCCUGUCCGGGGAGUUUAACAUUAGCGAGAGGAGGGCGGUGUGGGUGCAGAUUUCCGACCGGUUACGGCGAUACCGAAGACAACGCCGGGGUAGUGAACCUACGGGACCAAGCCCCUCAUAUCUUUUUGACAAAGAACAACACCGGACUGUCACGUUAACCGACCGGGACGAAGGAUUCCGCCGCUGACCGGGUACAACAGGAGUCACGGCAGAAGGACGGCAGCGGGGACGUUGUGAGCAGCUUUGAGCGGUCCGCUGUGGUGAGCAGACCGGGGAGAAGACGCACAGCCGAGGGGACCCCGGAGCGGCCCGGUUACACAUCAGCGCCUGAAGCCGGGGAGCAGGGGGCCGCGUAGCCGGGGAGCGGAUCUACAGUCGGGUUUGAACCGGCGCGGAGAAAAGUAACCACUGUGUGCCGGGUCAACCGGACAGAGACCUCAUGAAUGGAAAUCGGAACAACAGGAGACGUUGGUGCAGCCGCUGAACCCCAAGUCCUUUUCUCGUUGCCAAGGCGACCUGGCUAUGGCACCCUUGGGAAACCCAUCAAGCUUUUGGCCAACUGCUUCCAGGUGGAUAUACCCAAGAUCGACGUCUAUCUGUAUGAGGUGGACAUCAAACCUGAUAAAUGUCCUCGCCGAGUCAACAGGGAGGUGGUGGACUCCAUGGUCCAGCAUUUCAAGGUGACCAUCUUUGGCGACUGUCUGCCAGUUUACGAUGGGAAGAGAAGCCUCUACACUGCUAGCCCACUUCCUGUCGCCACUGGUGGGGUCGAUCUGGAUGUCACCCUGCCAGGUGAUGGCGGGAAGGACCGCCCUUUUAAAGUCACCAUCAGGUUUGUGUCGUUGGUCAGCUGGCACAUGCUGCACGAAGUCUUGACAGGACGUGCCGUGGCUGAGCCAGUGGACCUGGAGAAACCCAUCAGCACCAACCCUGUUCACGCCGUGGACGUCGUCCUCCGACACCUGCCCUCCAUGAAGUACACGCCUGUUGGACGAUCCUUCUUCUCCUCCCCAGAGGGCUACGACCACCCGCUAGGUGGAGGAAGAGAGGUUUGGUUUGGCUUCCAUCAGUCAGUGCGGCCAGCCAUGUGGAAAAUGAUGCUCAACAUUGAUGUGUCAGCCACAGCUUUUUACAAAGCCCAGCCAGUCAUCCAAUUCAUGUGUGAGGUCCUGGACAUACACAACAUUGACGAUAAAAGCGCAAAUGCCCCUCGCCCAAAUCUUUUCACCGAGCCCCACAGGGUGAAGUUCACCAAAGAGAUCAAAGGUCUUAAAGUGGAAGUGACACACUGUGGAACCAUGCGUAGGAAGUACCGGGUCUGCAAUGUAACACGACGCCCUGCCAGCCUCCAGACAUUUCCGUUGCAGCUUGAGAGCGGUCAGACAGUUGAGCGUACAGUAGCGCAGUAUUUCAGAGAGAAGUACAGCCUGCAGCUGAAGUACCCCCACCUGCCAUGUCUGCAGGUGGGCCAGGAACAGAAACACACCUAUCUGCCACUGGAGGUUUGUAACAUUGUACCUGGACAGCGCUGCAUCAAAAAACUAACAGACAACCAGACAUCGACCAUGAUCAAAGCCACAGCCCGCUCUGCUCCAGACAGACAGGAGGAGAUCAGCAGGCUGGUGAGGAGUGCAAAUUACGAGGCCGACCCGUUCGUCCAGGAGUUUCAGUUCCGCGUGCGAGAUGAGAUGGCUCAGGUGACGGGCCGCGUCCUGCCGGCCCCCAUGCUGCAAUAUGGCGGCAGGGUGAGCUCUGAACCAUUUAUGAACCGCACGGUGGCCACACCUAGCCACGGCGUGUGGGACAUGAGGGGGAAGCAGUUUCACACCGGAGUGGAGAUCAAGAUGUGGGCCAUCGCCUGCUUCGCCACCCAGAGGCAGUGCCGAGAAGAGAUUCUUAAGAGCUUCACUGACCAGCUGCGUAAAAUCUCAAAGGACGCUGGGAUGCCAAUCCAAGGCCAGCCAUGUUUCUGUAAAUACGCCCAGGGAGCCGACAGCGUGGAGCCCAUGUUCAGACACCUGAAGAACACCUACGCUGGGCUGCAGCUCAUCAUCGUAAUCCUGCCCGGGAAAACGCCUGUCUAUGCUGAGGUGAAGCGGGUGGGUGACACCCUCCUUGGCAUGGCCACUCAGUGUGUGCAGGUGAAGAACGUAGUGAAGACGUCCCCUCAGACCCUCUCUAACCUCUGCCUCAAGAUCAACGUCAAGCUUGGAGGAAUCAACAACAUCCUGGUUCCACACCAACGACCCUCUGUGUUCCAGCAGCCUGUCAUCUUCCUCGGGGCUGAUGUCACUCAUCCUCCAGCAGGAGACGGGAAAAAGCCAUCUAUUGCAGCGGUUGUGGGCAGCAUGGACGCCCACCCCAGCAGGUACUGCGCUACGGUGCGGGUCCAGAGGCCUAGACAGGAGGUCAUUCAGGACUUGGCUUCUAUGGUGCGAGAGCUCUUGAUCCAGUUCUACAAAUCAACCCGCUACAAGCCAACCAGGAUCAUCUUUUACAGGGACGGAGUGUCAGAAGGACAGUUCAGACAGGUGCUGUACUAUGAGCUGCUGGCCAUCAGGGAGGCUUGCAUCAGUCUAGAGAAGGAAUACCAGCCGGGGAUUACUUACAUUGUUGUACAGAAACGCCAUCACACACGUCUCUUCUGUGCAGAUCGCAACGAGCGGGUUGGACGAAGUGGAAACAUUCCUGCCGGCACCACAGUGGACACAGACAUCACCCACCCCUACGAGUUUGACUUUUACCUCUGCAGUCACGCUGGAAUCCAGGGUACGAGCCGGCCCUCCCACUACCACGUUCUGUGGGACGACAACUGCUUCACCGGCGACGAGUUCCAGCUCCUCACAUACCAGCUGUGCCACACCUACGUCCGCUGCACGCGCUCCGUCUCCAUCCCAGCACCGGCCUACUACGCCCACCUGGUGGCCUUCCGCGCCCGCUACCACCUGGUUGACAAAGAGCACGACAGUGCGGAGGGCAGCCACGUCUCAGGGCAGAGUAACGGCAGGGACCCCCAGGCGCUGGCCAAAGCUGUUCAGAUCCACCACGACACACUGACCACCAUGUAUUUCGCCUGAACGUCCCCCCCUUCACCCUCCCUCCAUCUUUCCCAGCCAGUCUUAGUGUCUGACUCCCAUCAGCAGAGUCGACUUAUCGCGCAGAGUGAUCCCCCCCCUCCCCAUCCUUGUGCUGGUGCAGCUUUGGUCACCGGAGCGCGAUGAGGACGGCUGCGACUGCGUGCUGCGUCAGGAUGUAGUAAGCCAGAGAGGAGUUACAGCCACAUUAUGCAAUAUGAAACCAGCCAGUUGUUUGCAUCUCUCACCUUUACCUCCUCCGCUGUAUUUAAAUCUUUACUUCAAAGCUCACAACUCACAUCCUUGCCUUGCAGUUUUGACAGCAACUCAAAGUUUUCCCCAAUUUUCUCCCUCUUUGUGUUAAAAAAAUGGCAAAUACAAAAACUUAUGAUUUUUUUGGUGCAUGGGUGGAAGCAGAAUCAGUGAGGACCCGACUCACUCGGUAGCCUCAUGUUGAGCCUAUUGUUGCUGAUUCAUAUUGUAGACGGUUUUACAUGUUUUGUUUGUGACUUUUCAGCUUGUCUAGCUACAAUACUGUACGUGUUAUUUUCCCCUCUCGUGUGACAUAACGCUCGUAAAAACGAAAGCUUGACCUUUUUUAUGUUUAUUCCUCUCACAAUGACAGGCUGCCUCAGCGGUAACUCCUCUGUCUCCCUUUAAGCCAGUGGUUCCUCUCAGUCAUUCAGCCAGACAGUAAGACGCAUAGCACUGAAUGAAAUCUUAAUUAACAUUUUUAAACAAAGCCACGUACAGCCAUCGAUGACGCAUUGUACAUCGCAUGAUGCCUUACUGCGAGGCGAGCUGCAUGAAGACGACUGUUGGAAUACAAUGCCAUGGCCGCGGAACGGACAGUUCUAGACUUCUCUCUCUCUUGUAGUUCAGCUUGCACUAUACCAAACCUUUUCUUGUGCGUUUUACUCUUCUUGCUAUUUAUGAAUCAUCAUUCUUUCUAACUUAAAUCAACAUUCAGCAAUAGAUCAGAGCGGAGCAGUCUAUAUCUCCUAACGGUCGCAAGCCUUUUGACUUUUCCCGUUUUUUUAAACGAGGAACUGAGCAAUUUUUAGUUGUCAAGAAACUCCUUCGGUGCAAUAAGGUGUUAAAGCAGAGAGAGCAGGUCCAGUGGGGAAUGUUUUUGAUGAGUAUUCGUGUGGUAAAACUUUGUUUGUUGUGAGCGAGUUUUGGCAAGUGACGAUAAAUUUGGAUCCAGAGACGUAUAUGUGAGGCAUUUGACAUUUGGGUGGAUGAGUAGGACUGACGCUGCAGACGUGAGGGUCAGCUGUGAGGUCUGAUGGUGUUUGGAGAGAUUAAACAAAGUGCCUGAUUUGGUUAGUGUGAACUGUUGGUUGGAUGGAAAGCUUGUAUGUUAAGUUUUGGUGCCUCUGUUCAUACAUUUAGUGAAAGGCUCUCAGAAUCCCCACUGCAAUCCAAUACUUUUGUUCUGCCAUAAAGUUGACUUUUAUGGUGCCUAUGUUAAGUUUUUUGAUUUCCACAUUGCUGACAAUGUCAACAAAAACUGAACUUUAUAAACUUUGUAAAGGUAGACGUUAUUGCAGGACUGUUUAUUGGACUGUAUUAGAUUUUACAGGUGCACCUGUGGCCACUAAGUGUAGUUUUUAGUGUACUUGGAUGCGUGUCCUCACUUGGUGCCCUGAAACGGUAGGACUCACUGCCAGUCAACAACUUCAUGUUCACAUUUCAGAGUCUUUAUCACCUACUGUGGUUUUGCUGCGUUUGUCCUCAGAGGAGUAUCAGUUUCAGUUCUUUAACAGUUCGGAGUAGGGCUGCACUAAUGAUUAUUUUCACCGUUGAUUAAUCGAUUUAUCUAAAAGUAUCAGCAAUGUCUGUUCUAAUUUCCCACAGCCCGUGGAGAUUUAUAUGAUGUCUUGUUUUGUCCCUCCAACAGUCUAAAACUCCAAAGAUAAACAGUUUAACUGGCAUACAUGACAAAGAAAACAUCAACAUGGAUUUAUCAACGAAUCAUUGCAGCUCUAGUGCCGAGAAAUACCUCUGGAAACACUGGUGGCUUAUGGAUCCCAGAUAGUAUCACAUAAAAGGACCUCAACUAGCAAGAAUCAAACAUUAUGAAGGUUAUCGUUAUUUUUUACGCCUUUAAUCGGCCAUUGUUGCAAGAACUUCUUUGGUUUUUCAAUGCCCAGCCGUUGAAUGUGGUCAGUCAUGGCCUCCCAGUUUAGUUUAAUACAGACGGAGCCUUCAGGUUUCAUCACUUGGACCAAACCAAUGUGCCUGGUGGGGGUGGGGGGGUUGAGGGUGGAGGACUUGAAGGGUGGGCCUUACAGCAUCGAGCUGAUCUGCUCUGUACUGCUUACUGCGCUAGCCACAUGUCACCAGAACCAAACUUAAGCUGCUAUAAGAAAAACACAUUUAUUUAAUAUUUCAUCAAAUACUUAUAGGCUAUAUAUUAAUACAGAGAUUAAGAGAAUAAUGGUAUUUUACUGCACUUAAAGAGACGCAUGUUUUUAUGGUUGCACAGAGACGGGAUUCUUGUUGGAAGUCGCCCACGGUUUAAAGCAUUUUAAUUCUAAGAACAUCAGAGCAGCUUGUCUCCCUCUGUUUGUUGUCGUGUUGGAGCUGUUUCUUAAUGAUAGACAUUACCAGCAUUUGAUUUUUACUUGAAGAGAAUUAGUCGUGGGCAUGUUUAACAUUGUUGGCUAAUGCUCUGCUUGUUGUUUGAAAGUCUAUAUGGAGCCUUAUGACCCUUUUACGGCUCAUUAUGCCGGGUACAGUAAAUCCACCUCUAUAGCCCGUUGGCGGGGCUGUUUGUCUGACAGAGCUGGACAUCAGAGGCCUUUGUCCUCAAGAAAUAAAAGCAUUUUUAAGUCUGAAUUGAGAUAUAUUUAUAUGUAGAGAUAUUAAUGUAAUGCACACACCACUUCUUUUUCUUCUUCUAACAAAGUCCUAUUUGAAACAGAAGCUGUAUGGAAACGUUUAAUAACCGUAGUGGUCUGUGAUUUGAUAAUGCAAUAGGUUUACUUGUGUGAAAAGCAAAUGAUGUGUAUUUGCGGCGUCGACCUGCUUUGCGGAGACCGCAGGGGAUCGUUUUUUGUCGUGCAAGUGAUCGGAUGAACCAUCAACCCUCCUCCGUGAAGACGACCUGUGAAGACCUCCCUCUGCUGUUAUUUUAUCAUCUCAAAAGCUCAUCAAAGAAGUCAUCUUUGAAUUUGAUCGAUUUCUCAAUGCACUUGCUAAGCAAAGUUUUUUUUCUUUUUAUUAUUAUUUGUAUUAUUCUCGCAUAUUCAUGAGAGGAGGAGGAGGAGGAGGGGGGUUGAUGGUUCAUCCUCAGACCGAUUUUAUCCGUAAACAGACUGUGCCUUUCCUGAUGGUGCUGAAAAAAAAACUAAGUAAAUCAAAGAAAUCUUAACUUUCAGAAAGGGCCAACAGGCCCGAGUCUACAAUGAUGAGUAUAUAUUGAUACAUGACAAUACUGUAAGGCGUGAUUGUGUGCGUAUAUGUAUUUGUUUUAAGUGUGUGUGUGUGUGUGUGGAUACCUCCGACAUAUGCCAAGAACACAAAAUAUGCAGAACUGAUCAGCGUGGAGCUGACAGGACCAAAAGGCCUGCGGGGAUGGGUUUAGUGGACGGGCACUCAAGCACAACCCAAAAACUAACAUUUCUAACAAAUAAAAUAAAAGUAUCGGGGAACACUCAUGACUCUGUAGGUAACGAGUAGCUCAGUUUAGACGUUAUGUAGCAUUAUUUAUUUAUCUUCCUUUCUAUAGAGACAUGACGCCUCCCUUGCUGCCUCUAAACCCAUUUUUUUUUUUUAUGUGUUCAUUCUUGAAUGGACGGCAAUAACAACGCAAUCCUUAAAGUUUCUGUGCAAUCAGUUUGGCUUCCCCUCAGUGUACGCAUGUCUCUAUCUGACCCCCCCUCUUUAAGUUCUUUCUUUUUUCUUCUAAUGUGAAAUGUAGACGUUUACAGACUCGCGAUAGCUCUUCGGUUGAGUUGUUUCUCCUCGAGUGCCCGUUUCCCAUGUUGAGGAAUUCCCCACGACAAUAAAUCUAUAAACCUCUGUGCUUGGCUGCAUAUCAUAAGCAAAGAAAACAAUGUUUGGGUUUCACAGUAUAUUAAUGUGCUUUUUUUUUUUUUUUUUUUUUUUGUUGUUGCCUGAUUAUUAAAUGGUGUCACUUUUAGAAUUAAAACUGUACGUCAAGACCUUUUUUUUUUUUUUUUUUUUUUAACUCUUAACUCUCAUCUGAUCCUGGUCCUGAGUUGAGCCUUUUUAUUUGGUUGUCAUAUUUAAUUUUUUUGGAAUAAAUACUCUAUGUAUGAAA